Messenger RNA from Drosophila simulans, 3429 nucleotides. RefSeq names its product RNA-binding motif protein, X-linked 2. NCBI's taxonomy places the organism in Eukaryota, Metazoa, Arthropoda, Insecta, Diptera, Drosophilidae. Gene Ontology annotation, biological process: mRNA splicing, via spliceosome. Gene Ontology annotation, cellular component: precatalytic spliceosome; catalytic step 2 spliceosome; U2 snRNP. Gene Ontology annotation, molecular function: RNA binding. The transcript has 3 exons. Bases 86 to 553 code for a protein of 155 amino acids. The record is from RefSeq and is a predicted model, not a curated record.
CGAAAAACAGACGAUGGUAUUUCCUAGCUAGCAGCAAACAGUCACACAUCGCCACAAAAACAUAAACAAAUAAAACGAUUUGAAGAUGAAUCCGCUAACAAAUAUGAAAAAUGUGCUCAAACUGAGCGAACACGAACUGCAACAUGGCGGAAAGAAGAGCUGGCACGACAUGUACAAGGACUCAGCCUGGAUUUUCGUGGCAGGAUUUCCGUAUACGCUAACUGAGGGCGACUUGGUUUGCGUAUUCUCGCAGUACGGCGAAGUGGUCAACAUCAAUCUAAUUCGAGACUCAAAAACGGGAAAGUCCAAGGGCUUCUGCUUUCUGUGCUACGAAGAUCAGAGAUCCACAGUGCUGGCCGUGGACAACCUGAAUGGCAUCAAAAUCCUCGAUAGGACACUGAGGGUCGAUCACGUGGCCGACUACAAGCCUCCCAAGGAAAACGAGAAGAUGGACGAGGAAACCCUGCGCCUUUACAUGGAGGGCUGUGCGCCGAAACCUCAACUUCAGCACAUCAAGACUGAGAAGAAAGACAGCAAAAGUUAUAGACGAUAAGGCGGAUAGCUUAAAUAUAGCAAACCAGUAAUUUAAGGUGGAAGAAUGAAGUGGCUUUCCAACCUAUCAUUCGCCAUCUGCGCUCGCAAAGGAGUCAUCAUCAUCAUCCUCAUCCUCUUCUUCCUGACCUUCCAGUUCCUUCAGAAUCCUUCGCUUGUAGCGCUCAUAGGCGCUGCCCCUCUCCCGGUCGACAUUGUAAAAGUCCACGUCGUCUACAAACGAGUCUUCCUCAGUGUCGAUCGUGUGCACAUAGGGAUCGCGAAAGGCUGCAUAGUCGUCAUCUUCGCUAGUGCUGGCAAACUCAUCCUCAUCGUCAUCUGGAAGAAACAUAUGCAUAUUCAUAAGCGCAAUCUAUGCAAACAGUUAACCCAGAUCUUACCGAGCAUAAACUUGUUCAUUUGCCGACACAACUCAUCAUCCGAACCCAUGGCGCCCGCUUCGUCGUCGUCCGGGUAAUCAUUGGUAAAGUAGUUCUCCUGGUUCGAGUCCUCCGAGUCGUAGUCCUCGUCCUGGUCGUUGUAGCAAUCUUCUAGCACAAUCUCGCCCACAGGAAUCACUCUGCGGAAUAGUCCAAAUAAUUAGUGGGUUUAUUUCGAUUCUUUGAUCGCGUAGCACUUUCAAAUUGAAACACAGCUAAGUUUGUCACGUAUUUUGAGGGUUUCUUUAUUUAGUUUAUAUUCGAUUUCGGGCAACGCUAGGCCCCAACAGAAAUAAAGCAAAACAAACUAAAACUAUGCACUUAAUUAGACUUCGGCACUAGUGUUAUCCGUUUUUUAUUGUCGGAAUGGAAAAAGAACAAAAAAGGCAACUGACAACUGGCGGAAACUAAACGAAAAAUGCUCGGUGAGCUGUUUUUCAAAAAAUGCGGUGUGUGCGUGUUCGUGUGUGGGGGUAAAUUAUUCUAAUCUAAUAGCUAAUUAAUUCUAUUAACAUAAGGUAAUGAGAGACAUUUGCCUAAAACGAUUCCAAGUAGAGCACUAAUUGUGCGUUUUUAGCAGGAUACAUCUUAAUUUUAUUAAAAACUUUGGCAAGAGGGAAAUUUGGGAACUUUACAUAACUAUGAUACAUUAUUUAAACUAAGAAGUUUUCAUCUAACAUAUUUAUAAAUGGAAUAUGGCAUAGCAUAAUUGUCUUAGAAUUGAACGGAAUCUCACAGUAACAAAUCAAAUAAAUAGCUUCCAGAAUCAUUAGUUUUCAGAUCAUGCCGUGUUAUCUCAUAAAAACAACGUUUUAUCGGUAGUUUUGGGCAUUUGUCAGAUGCUGACUGUAAUGAACUAUAAGUGAUGUGAGUUGCCAGUUGCAGUCCUUUUUUAUUGUCGUGGGUGGGGCGUUGGGUGUCCUGUCCUCACACUUCCUAAGUGCCUGCGGCUUUGUCUGUCUCUCUCCAUUUAGUUCUUUCUUGUUUACCAGUAGCAGUUGUUGUAGUAAUUAAACGGAUAAUACAACCUUAUGGAGAACGAACGAAUCGUAUUAUUGAGCUGUAGUGAUUGCAAUCGUGUCUAGAUGGUAAGGAUAAUAUGCAAGUAUGAGACUGCGCCCGAGGACAACGAACACAGACACACGCACAGCCACGCCCACACAGAUACGCCCAUAGCACCGACACACAGACACACCGCUUAGAUAUAUAUAUUCCAUAUAGUACAUAAGUGUAGUGGUGAUCGAUUACAUAUAGUAGUUGGUAAUGCUCAACGUUUUCUGUGGCUCAAUUUGAAUGACAAACCUUAAGUAGUUGUCGUCCAUCAUGUCCACAUAUGCCGCCUGCAUCUCGUUCUCGGGAACAUAUAGAUCGUACACAUAGCCCACGUCCGAAUCGGCCGGCUGCUGCUGAUCCUGGCUGGGUGUCAUCUCCUGCUGCUGCUGCUUCUCAGCUGCUGCAUUUUCAGUGCCCGUCUGCUGUUGCUGCGAUUCAAUGUCCACGAUGGUUAUGUGGUUGCUGGACUCCUGACUCUGGCUCUCCGGGCAUUCCGCAGCUGCGGCACUGUUUUCGAGCGUGCUGCGCAGGCAGUUUACGACCCGGAAACGCUGCUCCCGUGAGUUCUCCUGGGCCUCCUGCCGCUGGCGAUCUCUGCGCAGCGCACUGGCAAUGGCUGCAUCGUUGGAGCGCUGCUGUUGCACCAGCUCACGUGCUGCGGUCUUGUUCAGCCUGGCAGCGGCGAAUUUACGAGUGGCACAGUCGUCCUGGGAAAGAGGCAUACAAAUCAACGUUAGAAACUGUGCGUUUGACUUACUAUAUUUCUUAACCAUUGUAGAUUCAUUACCAAUAACCAAACUCGAGCUAUCUUUUAUGGGCUUUUGCUAUGAUAAAUGUGCAUUCACUUUAUAGAUAACAGGCCAGUACCUUUAACUAAGGUUAAAGAUCACUACUGACUGAUAAGCAUUAUUAAAAUUGCACACAUAUAUUUCAUUAGGGAAACACAAAUCAGUUCAAUGAGUGCAUUUUGGCAGAGAUUAGCUAGCCCAUAUCUUUGUGCAUCUCAAAGAUGAGGACGUUGACCUUUUUGUAAGCAACAUUAGGAUUCCCUACAGCGUGCCUUUGAGCCAAAGCAAUAUAUAGAAAGUAGUGGCCACCAAGGGCAUGUAAAUUAUAUCUACGGUUGCUUCUCUAAGACCCCAAUCCUACCUGCUUCUCCAGCGUGCCGGCAAACUUGAGCACGGUGGUCAGUUCGUCUUUGUCUGAUGCCGUUGCUCCCGCCACCGCUCCCGCGUCCACCAGGGCGUUCUCAUCGUUGUGGAGGCGCCGCCGCUUGCCGUUCAGCACAAAUGCCGUGUGCGGCUCCUCGUCGAUGCGUCGCUUGAUUCGCACAACCGCUGGCAUUUUGAUUAAUUCGCAGAAGACGGACGACAAACAACGAAAGGCGAAGCGAAACAAUUAAAAA